AUGAAUAUAACGUACCAUAAACCUUAUUGAAUAUUUCAAUGUCGGGUGUAUUGAACCUAUAAACAGUAAAAUAUCGAUGAAAUAUAUACACAUUAUUGAGUACAAGGUAAAAAUAUAAAUUAUCCAGGACAUAUUAAUUUCAUAAUCUGUUAUAUGUAUUGAUACAUUGUAAACACAGUUUCUUAAUCGACGUCGUUGAUAAAACUAACAAAGAAGAAGAAAAUCAUCAAAAUGACCACCUCAGCUGUAUAUCUGGUGUUAUUGAUAUUGUUUACAGUGGUAGCCUGUUCCAAUUCCAUAAGGCAUGAGGAGGAAAAAUACAUUACACAGGUAAAAUACAGAGAACACAAGCUUGUGAAAAGGGCCGUUUCCAGUACAAAUACUACAGACAGUAUAGACAUUUCAAAUACAACGCACAGCACAGACAGUUCGAAUACAACACACGGUGUCGUCGUCAACACUUCAACAGGUAGUGAUGUGACUACUUCAAGAAAUACUUAUGAGACAACAAAUAGUUAUGAGACAACAAAUAGUUAUGAGACAACAAAAAGUUAUGGGACAACAAAUAGCGAUAGUGUAAAUUCAACAACAUCAACAGUCACACCAGAAACUACAACACAAAAGUCAUCAAUUGGUCAAACAGAAGUUCCAUCAAAUACGACCACGAUAACAGACCACCAUACUUAUUAUAAGUCGAGAAUGUUUUCCGACCCGACUGGAGCCUAUUGGAAUGAGUUGCACGGACAUACAAGGCAUUCUUUAUCAAAUGACAAACAUCUUGUGUACGCGUUCGUCGACUUAUCUUUUAAAUUUCCAUUCUAUGGUCACAUGAUACAGAGAUUUGCAAUAACGCCAUUAGGAUUUUUAUACAUGAGUUCAUUCACACAUCGACAACUGGAUUAUUCCUACACCCAUUACAUUGCUCCACUGAUGGCAAACUUUGAUACCAUUGGAAAUUAUUCUGAAAUAUUGUACAAAGAUAACGGUAAUAGUUUUGUAAUUGAAUGGAGAGACAUUGAGUUAAAUGAUCAAGCAGAGAAGGGAAACUACACGUUUCAAGCGACACUUUUUCAAAAUGGUACAAUAAUGUUCGCUUACAAAUCAAUACCAGAUACUAAUAUAUCGGUAGCAAAUUGGCCUGUUAAGAUCGGACUGUCGGACGCUUUUUAUUAUGAUGUUAAUAGUUUUUUUGGAUAUAUUAGAUAUAUAGUGAAAUACCAUUCUGUUGAAUUGAAUGUGACGAGCAUAGAAGAUAAUAAAGUGAUAAUUCUGGAUCCUGUGCCAACAUGUAACCUAGCAACAACAUGCGAAGAGUGUACAUCUCUGCAAAUUGAUUUUGAGUGCUCAUGGUGUCCGAGUGUGUACAGAUGUUCAGAUAGUGUUGAUUGGCACAGACAAGAAUGGUUGAACCAAAACUGCGACUCGAAUGCCAUAACAGAUAAUAGUUCUUGUUCUACGGCGACCGGUCCACCACCAUCAGGUUCUGGCCCUGACAAUGACUCACCUGGAUUUGUAUUCACCUCAGAUGACAAGGACAAUGUCAAAAGUUCCAAAUCGAGUGAUAGAGACGGAGCAAAGAAGACUGCAUUAAUAGUAGUACCCAUGGUAGCAGCUGUUGUUCUCAUAAUUGUGUUUAUUGUUGGAUGGGUAUUUUAUGCACGUGCAAAUCCAACUACCAAAUCAGGACAAUUUCUCAUAAAGAAUCGACCAAGUCAACUUAAAGAAAAGUUUCAUAGUGUUAGUUUCUUUAAUUCAGAAACGGGGCAUAAGGUUCGAAUACACGAUGAAAUGCCGGACGUCGAACAUCCAGAAAACUGACACUUAGUUUCGAGAACGUUUCGAUUACAGAGAGAUCAUAUUUAAAGGUGCUUUCAUCAUAGUGCUUUAACUGAUGAUUAUCCAAGCAUUGCCUGGUUUGUUUCAAUGUUUACUACAAACGACAAUCACAAGUUGUUUUAUCUGUGAUACAUAUGACUUAUUCUUCGCUACCCUCUGCAUUUUAGUUAGCAUGUUUAAGAUGAUAAGGUGAGCAAAUGUGAACUUUUCUUCCUUCUUCUUCAUCGUCGUCUUUUUCGUGACUUACGUCACAGAAUGAAUCUUAACUAACAUCGAUAAUAUAUGUAGGCAUUUUUCGUAUUGUCAACAACGGUUUAUAUUCGUUACAUCAAAGACAUAUGUUUUAUUAGAUGUUAAGGCUCAAAUUUUUUUUCGAAAGAUGUUAUAUGUUUUUAAAAUAUCUGUUUUACUAGUUACUAUGUUAAUUGAUACCAGUAUUAUCAUGAAUUAUACUGUAAUGGUCACUUUUACUAAUUGUGUCAAAGUUCCAUAUUGAUAGCCGAAUACAUUAAGUUCAGUUUAAUACAACUUAAUAAAGAUCUACUUUCAACAGCUAUUUCAAAGGCGCACCAGCCUGAAAUUUUGACAGAAAAUUACAUGUUUAUGCUUUUACAUAUUCCUAUACGCACCAUCUUUAUCUUCUAUGUACGAGUACCGGAAAUGUAAUGCCAUUUAGAGUCUAGACAGCUUUUACGUCUCACUUCAAAGAAUUAAAAUACAUGCCAUAACGGAUUUAUACAUUUUUGAACCUAUUAAUAUUGAAACACUCUAUGAAUACAUGUUCAUCAUAAUCACCUUAUCAAUCCGUAUGUUAGAAGGAACAUAUUCCUACGGAAGUUACUUAUUGAAUAUUUUGAAGAACAGAUCGGAAUGAAAAUAGAUGAUGUCCAAACGGAGUGAAAUCAAGUGCGUUGACUUUAUAAGAACCCCUAUUAUGCAAGAAAAACCAUGAUGUCGUUCCAAUUUCACUUCCUGUAGUAAUUGAUCUUAUAUAACUUUAGUAAAGGGAUGAACAUUUGAUUUUAGUAGGGGUGGGGGAUGAGGAUUUUUAAAAUAAAUAUGCUGGCCUGGUAUGAGCUGAAAAUAAAUAACGUUGCCCAAGACAGGAUUAAAAGGAAUAUUUUGCAACACUAAAUGUAGGAAACAAAUGUAUAAAAAAGUGAAAAAUAAUCAUGCAUAGCAACAGAUGAAAAUGAAUGGUGAAUCCGCAAAAAAUCCUCCUGGCUUCCUCCAGAAUAUCAAAGGGUCGCCUCCUAACAAGAGAUGUUAAAAACGUUACAAAAUAUGUAUACUUUUAACAGUGUAUUAUUGUUUUAUUUUUGUAAUAAUUGUUAUCACUUGUGAUUAAUUCCGAUAUAUGCAUUUAUUUCAUGUACUUGAAUACUCAUAAAUUGUUGAUUUCUUAUUUAUGCAAUCAUUCUGCUUUGAAUAAUAAAAAAAAAAAUUCUCUUAUCGGGGGAGGGGAUCUAUGGGUACUCUAUAAUAAGGUCAUUAUUUUUAAUAUUAUACGGACACCUGAACCUAAGUAUUGCUUUUGCAGUUUCAUUGUCAUGAACUUUAAAUUUUUCUUAUCAAUUAAUCAUGCCAGUCUUACAAAUGCCGUCCUGGAACUUCUUUCAUAAUUAUUAUAUUUAUUACUUUGGUCAUUGUUUCGGUUUUUUUGUUAUUGUCAUGGUUACCUUAAAUAAAAUAUUUUAUAUAUU
Messenger RNA from Mytilus californianus (California mussel), 3539 nucleotides. Its product is annotated as plexin domain-containing protein 1-like. The record is from RefSeq and is a predicted model, not a curated record. The transcript has 14 exons. The coding region runs from base 232 to 1818 and encodes 528 amino acids. NCBI's taxonomy places the organism in Eukaryota, Metazoa, Mollusca, Bivalvia, Mytilida, Mytilidae.